CCACCCUUACCUUCCAUAGUCCAUAAAAGCUCAACAUAGUACACUCAACUCCACUUUCUGUCUCUCUUUCUCCCCUUUUAAUCCCUAAUUUCUGCACUAACCCAUACAAAUUGAAUGCACUAAAGCUUUCGUUUUUUUAACUUUCCAGUCACCGGAGUUCAGCGUUUCUUGAAUUGACGUUACCUUGAUGGGCUGCUCCACCUCUAGACUUGACCAUCUUCCGGCGGUGUCCCUGUGUCAUGAUCGCUGCAAGUAUCUCGAGGAAGCUCUCUACCAAAGCUAUGCCCUUGCGGAUGCUCACGUGGCCUACAUGCACUCCCUCAAAGCUCUUGGCUCUACUCUCCGCCGUUUCUUUGAACAAAACGUUGAUAGUAAUCGUUCUCAUUCUCCGUCCAGUGGUGAUUCUGCUGCCAUAAGACCUAAUCCAUGCAAGUCUUCUCCGUCACCUGAUCACUGUCUCUCGAGUUCAAACUCAGACUCGCAUCUCGAUUUCCCGUCUGACUCGGAGGACGAAGAAUCAGGGGAUACGGAUUUUGAUCUUCUUCACCAAAUCCACCCCAAUUAUUUUGACCGGCAAACUCCGACUCCAUCCAGAUCAACUUCGUAUUCUUAUCGCGAACAUAGUAAGUACGAUUACUACACGAACAAUGGUGGACUGUUUCGUUCGCCGACUCCGUAUGGUGCAUCCUCUCCUGACCGUGGUUCUGCCUGGAAAACACCGUCACCUCCUCCCCCUCCAAGUGGCUCCACUUGGGAGUUCUUAAAUUUCUUCGAUACAUAUGAGAGAUAUGAAUUACAGGCCAAGGAUAAGGAAGGGAUUCAAGAGCUUAAAGACGAAUUUGAAAGUAAAAUUCAUGGAGAAAGUAAACUUGGUGAAGAUUCUAAGAAGUUGGCGGGAGAAGAGAAACAGAUUAAAGCGAAAUUGACGGUAGAGAGCGGUGAUGUGACGAAGCAUGAAGUUCAUGUUGCAGAAUCUAAGGUUAUUCUGGACAAAGAGAAGAACAAAGAGAAUAAAAAUUCGGAAGAGUCUAAAAAUCGGAAUACCUCCGAGGUUAUUAAAGAAUUGGAGGAUCUUUUUGAGAAGGCUGCAGAAUCGGGAAAUGAAAUAUUAAAGAUUCUUGAUACAGGAAAGUUCCGUUAUUUUGAUAAGAAUUCUAUCUAUCAAGGAGUUUAUUCCAAGAAGUUAUCUUUCAUAGUGAUACCCUCUAAAGUUACAGAGAAGAUUGGUUCUGUUGGUGUGAGCUUUGAUGAAGAUUUGGCUGUGACUUCAGUGAAUUUGUCUUCCAUUAUCAAGAAGCUAUGCAUGUGGGAGAGGAAACUAUAUGAUGAAGUCAAGGCUGAGGAAAAAUUGCGUAUUAUGCUUGCGAGGAUCUAUAGGCAGAUGAAAAAUAUGGGCGAGAAAGCUGCAGAAGCCAAUAAACUUGAUUCUGCUCGAACUGUAGUCAGGACAUUAUCUACUAAAAUCAAAGUUUCAAUUCAAGUUAUUGACAGGACAUCAAUUACUAUCAGUAAGCUAAGGGAUGAAGAGUUGUGGUCACUGAUCAACGAACUUAUUCAAAAGUUACUUGGAAUGUGGAAAGGGAUGUUAGAAUGUCACAGAUCCCAAUCACAAGCAGUUGAGGAAGCCAGAAGUUUAGAUGCCAUUAUGUCUAAUGGGAAGUUUAGUGAAACUCAUCUAGAAGCAGCAAUGCAACUCAAGGUUGAGCUUCAGAACUGGAAUCUGGGUUUUUCCAAUUGGAUCGCUGCACAGAGAGGCUACGUCAAUGCUGUAAAUGGUUGGCUUCUGAAAUUUCUUCCAAAUGAACCUGAAGAAAUGCAAGACGGAACACCACCAGUCUCUCCUGGUAGGGCAGGGACACCCCCUUUGUUUGCUUUCUGUAAUAAGUGGUCACAUGCCAUUGGUAUAGUCUCAGAGAUGGAAGUGACUAAUGCUAUGCAUGGAUUUUUCAUGAAUGUAAAUCAACUAGUGGAAAGGAACUAUACACAGCUGCAGCAAAGGCUGACUGCGGAUAAGGAAUUGGAGAAAAGAAUGAAGAUCUUGGAGAGAGAAGAGAAAAGGAUGCAAAAGGUAUUACAAGCUCGAGGGAAGAAGAUGUGCGCAGUCACAGGAAGGGCUGUGCAUCAGAGUGAAAUGACCAACAAUAAUAGUCUUCAAUUUGGUCUUAGACAGAUUUUCAUGGCAAUAGAGAAAUUCUCUGCCAAAAGUGUGCAAUUUUAUGAGGAACUUCAUGUUCAUGUUGAAGAAAGCAGCCUUACUUGAGAGAAUCCAGAAGGUCCUUUUGUUAAUCUUACAUUGAGUUUAUUCGCAUUUUCCUGUUAACUUUAACUUGUCAAAAUUCGAGGCAAUUCUUCAGCUGGUGUAAGUAUCAAUCUAUUUUUCUGUUACAAUGGCUCUUGGUAAAGUUGAAGAAGCUGAUCUUUUCAUUGAUUCACCCAUCUUCUGUCAGUUUGACAUUUUGUCUGACACUAUGAAGCAGAGCAUCCUGGUAAUAAUGGGCUGUUUUUGAGUUGCCAUUUGCUAAGGUUAUUGUAAAAAAAGAAAAUUUCUAAUUGAGCAAAAGCACAGAGCCAUAAGGGUAUACUUCCUUUGACAAUUUGAUGAUGAAUUUGCAGUCUUAUUGUCAUGAGCUACUGCUUAAUUUCUCAGGUCAGAACAGAAUUCUCAACGGAAAUUUUCAGCUUUCUCAUUGGAUUAUUUUAGUGAUUCCAGUCAGUACAUGUGUAGUGAAGGAAUCAAAACUGUUCUUUUUUUUUUUUCCUUCUUCUUUUUACAAAUAUAGAAGAUUCUUAAAUCCUAUGCUUGUAGAAAAGUGUUUCUGAUUCCAAAUUGCAUGUGAAGUAGGUCUAUAUUUUGCAUAAGCUUUGUUAAGCGUAGCAGUAAAAGACAUUUUCAAGCUCAAAUGGGGAAAUAGAUUUCUUCUGCUUUGA
Molecule: messenger RNA, 2928 nt
Organism: Jatropha curcas
Lineage: Eukaryota; Viridiplantae; Streptophyta; Magnoliopsida; Malpighiales; Euphorbiaceae
Product: protein ALTERED PHOSPHATE STARVATION RESPONSE 1
Source: RefSeq, a predicted model, not a curated record